AUGGCGGAGCAGUGGGAUCUGGACGAGGAGGGCAUCCGCCGCCUGGGGGCGCUGAGCCUGGAGCAGACGGAACUGGUGGAGUCUCUUUCCUUACAGGGAUCUUACGCUGGAAAAAUCCAUUCCAUCGGUGAUGCCUUCAGAAACUUUAAAAAUCUCAGAUCCUUAGAUUUAUCAAGGAAUUUGAUCACUAGCCUAAAGGGCAUCCAGUAUUUAUGUUCACUCCAAGACCUCAAUUUAUAUUAUAACAACAUUCCUUCAUUAGUGGAGGUAUCGCGCCUUCAGCCUUUACCCUUCCUCAAAGAACUAGAUUUGAGACUCAAUCCCGUCGUAAGAAAAGACACAGAUUAUAGGCUCUUUGCUGUGUACACGCUACAAACACUGGAGAAACUGGAUGACCGAACUGUCCGUGAAAGUGAGAGAAAAGCUGCUAAGCUGCAUUUCAGUCAGUUGGGCAACAGUGAGAAUUUUCUGUUAGAGGUGGAAAAAAGCUCUAGGGAAAAGUUGACAAAAAACUGUGCAACAGACGAGGGCUCUCCAUCCAAGGCCGGUGCUGAUGUUGACAGCAGGAUUGAAACAGACUCCAACAAAGGACUCUUUAUUUCCUUCCCUAACCGGGAAAUAAAGGAUUCCCUCACGAGCACUUGUGCCACCCCAGGCAAUGGGACCCCAGACCAGAAAUCCGGCCCCUUUCCUCUGGGAUCACAAAUGCAGGAAAUGACAAGAAGGGAGCUGCCAAGUGACAAUCACCAAGAAGAUGGCCUUGAAUUCAGACAUUACUCUCCUCAUCAGCCAGCAGCACGAUCCCCAGAGAAGAUGACUAGAGAUGGGUACCGAGUAUCUUUUGUGGACAGUAAAUCUUCGUGUUCUCCAGAAAAGGACUCCAUGAUGAAACUCGACAGUUUUCAGCUCCCGCACGAUGCCUCACCGGGUAAACGCCUGGAUGUGGGUGAUUCCAGCCAGAUCCAUCCCUGUCAGUUACCCACCAGUGUCGGUUUGGAAAAUUAUGACAGUCAUUAUUCUCAAACUCUGUCUCUGCACGGAAGUCUUGGUAAAAGACCUCAGAGGAGCAAGAGCUACAGAGACUAUAGCCUAAAGCCCUCAAAUGAGCUAAAGGCCACCGCAUCCCAUUCUUGCGGCGACUUACUGACUUCCUUUUCAAACUCCAACGCCAGCACCGGGAGACUUUUGAAGCUUAGUUCAGAUCUGUACGCCACAACCCAUUACAGCAGUGACCCUGCUCUGCUCCUGCAUGUUGACCAGCAAUCAGCCAGCAGCCUCGGCGGCGACUCAGCAACGCGUGGUCCUUUCCCCACAACCGCCUCCAUCCUGGGAAACCCUCUGCCUGCUCCACUGCUCCUGCCACCAGGGGCCUCAGAAGAUAGAGGGUUCUGGAGCAAGAGGUCCACCAGCCCAUCACGAAGGGGAUUCGAGCGGAAGGACUCUGUCCUCACCCACCUGAGCCCAAAGCAUGAGUUCAGGGACCUUGCAGGCAGCGAGGCAAGUCCUCUCUCUAGCGACCUGGGCAGUUUGCAUGGUUUGCCAGGAAACCACAGUCCCCCAAUCUCUGCCAGAACCCCGCACGUGGCCACUGUCCUCAGACAGCUCCUGGAGCUGGUGGAUAAGCACUGGAACGGCUCUGGCUCGCUCCUCCUCAACAAGAAGUUCCUCGGUCCUGCCCGAGACUUGCUUCUGUCUUUGGUAGUCCCUGCUCCACCUCAGCACUGGAGCCGCUCCCACCCUGAAGACACCCAGAAAGCCUUCUGCAAUAGAGAGGCAGAACUGAAGGAGGCGGGCCUGCUGGUCCCCAACGACAUGGAAAGUUUGAAGCAAAAACUAGUCAGAGUGUUGGAGGAAAACCUCAUGUUGUCAGAAAGAAUUCAGCAGUUGGAGGCAGGUGCAGGCUUCUCAGUUGUGAGUGGGCAGCAGUCCCAUAAUUAUGAUGAUCUUCUGCGCAGAAACCAACAGCUGACCAUGCAGGUGGCCUGCCUGAACCAGGAGCUCGCCCAGCUGAAAAAGCUGGAGGACACAGUUGCCCUUCUCCACGAAAGCCAGAGAUCUCUGGUGGUGACCAACGAGUACCUGCUGCAGCAGCUGAAUAGAGAACAGAAGGGCUACUCCGGGAAAGCACUUCUGCCCCCAGAGAGGGGUCUCCACCCGGGGAGAUCAUCACCCUUUGGGAAGAGCACACUGUCUUCUGCCUCGCCGGCGGCACAUGACACAGGUCAAUACCUAAUACAAAGCGUCUCAGAUGCUGCCCCAGAGCCCAGCUUAUGGAGCUAGCGUCCACCACUGCCCCCACCAAGGGCUCCCACUCCACUGCCCCAGACAAAGUGCACCUACCUGCGGCAAUGAAAAGAAUGCUUAUU
Ochotona curzoniae (black-lipped pika) is the source of this 2366-nucleotide messenger RNA. RefSeq names its product leucine-rich repeat-containing protein 36-like. The transcript has 15 exons. The record is from RefSeq and is a predicted model, not a curated record. Lineage: Eukaryota; Metazoa; Chordata; Mammalia; Lagomorpha; Ochotonidae. The coding region runs from base 1 to 2280 and encodes 759 amino acids. Gene Ontology annotation, molecular function: protein binding.